Molecule: messenger RNA, 773 nt
Organism: Cokeromyces recurvatus
Lineage: Eukaryota; Fungi; Mucoromycota; Mucoromycetes; Mucorales; Mucoraceae
Exons: 2
Coding region: 124-543 (139 amino acids)
Source: RefSeq, a predicted model, not a curated record
AUCUCGUUCCAAAAAGAAAAAUUAAGGGGAGAAGAAAUAAAAAUGAAGAAAAAGGGCUGUUUUUUUCAAUUUAUUCCUAAUUUCUAUUCUUUCUUUUCUGUUUAGCAAAACAAAAACAAAAAUAUGAGUGAUCUUAACUGGUGUACAUAUUGUGAUAAAGCUAUUAGUGUUCAUUCAAACUCUUUAUAUUGCUCCGAAGAAUGCCUAAGAGCUGAUGCUUUAAAUCAUCACCCGUUAUUAGGUUAUGAUUAUGCUGAACUCAAAGGCUUUCCUCAUUCUUCAACUUCACCUACAUUAACAGCCUUGUCUUCUUCUUCUACAGUAUCUUUAUCGCCCUUAUUAUCCCCUAUUCCUUCAUCACUAAAAGAACCGUCCACAUUUCAAUUAAAUUUUGACAACCACGAUACGAAUAACAAUUCUCUUUACCAACAUAUCUAUCAACAGAAGCAACAGCAGCAAAAUAAUCGAUGUAUUCAAAAAGAACCUUUUAUGAUGAAUACAAAUAAAAAUUCACUUAUCUAUUUACAACCGUGGAAUGGUUAAAACCAGGAUACUUUCCUUUUGAAAAACUGAAGAUGAAAAAAAAAAAACUUAUGUCUAUACCCUGUUUCUCUUAAUCUGUUAAAUAAUUACAACUUGCAUUUCCUUCUUUUAACUACAUAUUUAUUUAUUUAUGUUUUCUAUUCGUUUUAUGAAAAGAAAAAAAAACAAAGACACUCAUUUCAUUGAUUAACAAUUACAUAUAAUAAAAAUAGUUAUCAUAGUUUUUUUUU